AUGAAGGUCUUCAACAUCGUUCUUGUCGCUAUUUUUGCAGCUAUCACCAUCGCAGCUGCUGUUGCCGAUCCCGAGGCUGCUUUGGCAGACAGCAUCAUUGAGAAGCGUUGCAAAGCCACUGGCAACGCUUGCACUCUUGGUACUCAGUGCUGCAACGGAGCAUGUGUUGCCACCGGUGUCAACAAAUUCGCCAAACACUGCAACUAA
Molecule: messenger RNA, 207 nt
Organism: Penicillium antarcticum
Lineage: Eukaryota; Fungi; Ascomycota; Eurotiomycetes; Eurotiales; Aspergillaceae
Exons: 2
Coding region: 1-207 (68 amino acids)
Source: RefSeq, a predicted model, not a curated record